Molecule: messenger RNA, 1099 nt
Organism: Morus notabilis
Lineage: Eukaryota; Viridiplantae; Streptophyta; Magnoliopsida; Rosales; Moraceae
Product: transcription factor bHLH96
Exons: 3
Coding region: 4-996 (330 amino acids)
Biological process (GO): regulation of transcription by RNA polymerase II
Molecular function (GO): DNA-binding transcription factor activity, RNA polymerase II-specific; RNA polymerase II cis-regulatory region sequence-specific DNA binding; protein dimerization activity
Source: RefSeq, a predicted model, not a curated record
GUAAUGGCCCUAGAAACUGUGGUUUUUGAACAAGAUCCAUUUAGUUGUAGUCGUAAGGAUCUUCAAUAUGCCUUGGGAGGAGGAGGUACAGUUCUUCCUUGGAGCUAUGAACAUGACUACGGAGAAGACGACGUGAAGAAUCACAACAAGAUCCUAGUACACAACAUUAAUACUUGUGUGGGACAAGGUUCCAACGUCAUGAAUGCCAAGUACUUGGACUAUUGUACUUCAUCUUCUUCAAUGGUGCAGAGCGUUAACAAUAAUAUAAAUAAUGGUGAUAUCCGAGACGCCAAAAUUUCGCCGGCAGGAACUUCAACAGCUGCGGCAGCCACCGUUGGCCGACGAAAGCAACGUCGUACCAGAAGUGUCAAGAACAAGGAGGAGGUCGAGAAUCAGCGGAUGACCCACAUCACCGUUGAACGCAACCGGCGGAAACAGAUGAACGAUUAUUUCGCCGUUCUCCGAUCCAUGAUGCCUUCCUCUUAUGUCCAAAGAGGAGACCAAGCAUCAAUAGUAGGAGGAGCCAUUAAUUUUGUGAAGGAACUUGAACAACUACUCCAAUCCUUAGAGGCCCACAAACGAAUCAAUCAACAUGAAUUAGAUCAUUCUACUGUCCCUUCUCUCUUUUCUGAUUUCUUCAUCUUCCCUCAAUAUUUGACCUUUUCGGUCAACAACAAAUCAGUUACGGAACCGAAAUCAACGGCGGAGAAGCGAUGUGCUAUAGCCGACGUUGAAGUGACAAUGGUGGAAAGCCACGCCAACAUAAAAGUGCUUUUGAAAAGACAUCAAAAGCAGCUCGUGAAGAUGGUUGUCGGAUUGCAAUUUCUGCGCCUUGUGGUUCUUCACUUGAAUGUCACUACCGUAGAUAGUAUGGUUCUUUACUCUUUUAGCGUCAAGGUUGAAGAUGACUCUGAGCUGACGUCAGUGAAUGAGAUUGCAGCUUCUGUGUACGAAAUGGUGGGUAGGAUCCAAGAGGAAGCAGAUUUGAUUAGCUGAUGUCCAUAAUCUGAAUUUCUCAAGUUGUUUUGGCAAUCUAUAUGUAUGUUUUUCUUGUCCAUCUUGUUGAGGAAAAAAAAGGUGCUAGAAGAAUUAAAUUGAC